This is a messenger RNA of Penicillium antarcticum, 1530 nucleotides long. RefSeq names its product putative MFS sugar transporter. The transcript is spliced from 5 exons. The record is from RefSeq and is a predicted model, not a curated record. Gene Ontology annotation, cellular component: membrane. Bases 1 to 1530 code for a protein of 509 amino acids. Gene Ontology annotation, molecular function: carbohydrate:proton symporter activity. NCBI's taxonomy places the organism in Eukaryota, Fungi, Ascomycota, Eurotiomycetes, Eurotiales, Aspergillaceae. Gene Ontology annotation, biological process: carbohydrate transport; transmembrane transport.
AUGGGUGUUUUAAUGACCCGCAAAAGAGCCUUUAAUUGGUACAUCUCUCUUGUUGCUGCAUCAUGCAUGGUACUUUACGGUUACGAUGCAUCUGUCUUCAACUCCGUCCAAGGAUCCAAGAACUGGGUAGCAUGGAUGAACAAACCAAAUGCAAACACAAUUGGUUCCAUUAACACGGCGUACACGGUCGGCGCCAUUUUCGGUGGUUUCUUCCUCGGUGGUCCCUGUGCCGAUUUCUUGGGCCGCAAGUUUGGUAUGGGUAUUGGUUGUGUGCUGGUUAUCAUUGCCACUUUCAUGCAAACCUUCACUCCUCGACACAACAUUGCCCUCUUCUUGGCAGGUCGAUGCAUCAUUGGUGUUGGCCAGGGUAUCGCGCUGACCGCCGGUCCUAUCUAUAUCGGUGAAUUGGCACCACCAGAGAUUCGUGGUAAGAUCAUGACCUUCUGGCAGAUGUUCUACUCUGUCGGAUCAUUCAUCUGCUUCUGGAUCAACUUCGGCUGCACAAAGCACACUGCUGCUUUGGGUGAGUGGGACUGGAAGAUGGUCGUCAUUUUUCAGCUCCUUGUUCCAGUGCUGAUUCUCGUCCUUCUUCCUACUAUCCCUGGUAGUCCCCGUUGGUACGUUAAAAGAGGAAAUAAGAUCGACAAGGCUCGUGAUGCUCUCCGAAAGGUCCGUGAUACCGAGGAAGAAGUUGAGCAAGAGCUCCUGGAGAUUCGCGAGGCCAUCGAAUACGAGAAGGAAGCUAUCUCUGGCAACUACUCCGCUCUCUGGAAGGACAAGUCUCUUCGUAAGCGAAUGGGUCUGGCAUUGAUUCUCAACGCCGGUCAACAAAUCACCGGACAAGGCUCGCUCAACUCGUACUCUACCAAGAUUUACCAGAAGGUGUUCACCAGCAGCAGCCAGAUCGCUCUCAUCAAUGCCUUGAACGCUACCUUUGGGAUUCUCUUCACACUGAAUGCUGUCUGGAUUGUCGAUCGAUUUGGCCGAAAGUUCCUUCUGAUUGUCGGUGGUAUCGGCAUGGGUCUCUGCAUGAUUAUUGUCUCCGCCGUCGAAACCGAAACACCAUCUCUAGCCAACGGAGCCAAAUCAGAACCUGUCGGUAUAUCAAUUGUGUUCCUACUGUUCCUGUUCAUCUUCUUCUACAAACCAUCCUGGGGCGCAACAGUCUGGAUCUGGACGUCCGAAAUCUUCUCAAUGAACGUCCGCGCCCAAGCCGUUGGAAUGGCCUCGCAAACCCAAAACGUCGCCAACGCCAUCGUCCAACAAUUCUUCCCCAUCUUCCUCGACAACGAAGGUUUCUUCGCCUUCUACAUGUUCGCUGGAAUUAACUUCGUACUUGCCGUCUUCGUCUUCUUCUUCAUCCCGGAGACCAAGCAGGUCCCUCUCGAAGAGAUCGACACUCUGUUCGGUGGCGCUAAUCACGUUGCUCAAGGUGAAGAGGUGCUGGCCCACCAGAAGGCAGUCCAGGUGUCUCACGAUGCAAGCGAGAAGCCUGGUUCUGUUACUGUUGAGAACGUUGGCUCUAAGUAA